This is a messenger RNA of Saccostrea echinata, 520 nucleotides long. RefSeq lists its product as uncharacterized. Bases 16 to 507 code for a protein of 163 amino acids. The record is from RefSeq and is a predicted model, not a curated record. The transcript is spliced from 3 exons. Lineage: Eukaryota; Metazoa; Mollusca; Bivalvia; Ostreida; Ostreidae. Gene Ontology annotation, molecular function: calcium ion binding.
GAUAGAUAUUUCCAUAUGUAUGCCGAUCCCGACACUGGGUUGAUCAACGCGGAAGGCUUUAGGUCCAUCUUGCAGUGCCUUCGUCUGUGUCCAUCAGAAGCAUUCGUCAAAAGGAUUUUCAAAGAACACGACAAAGACCCUGAAAAAUCCUACAUCACCAAAGAAGAGUUUAUGACGUGGAUGAAAGGAAACUGGAACUCCAGGGAAGAGAUCCAAAAACAAUUAGUGAGUGCCAUUAGAGAACUGUACGGUACCGAUGGUAAGGAAUCCGUGGAGGAUGUGAAGAUUUCAGUGGAGGAUUUAAUCAGUACGCUGACCACUGCGGGGGAGGAGCCACUCAGCGAAGACGAGGCAGGGAUCGUUAUGGCGGAAUUAAAGAAACUAGACUCUGUCGGUGUCGGAAAAAUUACAGGACGAGAAUUGAUAGAAUUUUUGCAAGGUACGAGCAGAAAAGAAAAGUCUUCAGUUGAGAGAAGCACCAUUGAACCGGAAGGACCCGAGUCGUGAUAAAAGAGAGGGG